AUACAAUCGUAUUAUUAUUUUAUCAUAUUAUUAAUUAUAUACAAAAGUUAAUUAAUCGUCCUCCAAAAUGACCGUCAUCACUAUGCCGACGGCCGAGAAGAAGUCGGACAACGUGCCGCUAGUCACCAACAUCGAGAUCGACCCAUCUGCACAGGAAAAAGACCUGGAAUCAGGAAAUGGUGCACAUAACCGCCCUGUCAGAUCUAAAUUUUUGGUGCUCAGAGUCAUUAAUGAUCGUGUUUAUUCUAUGUGGGCAUUAAUUUAUGUAUUGCUGAUGUCAUUAGUAAUAACAUUCAUGAUGCUCUAUGGGGAACAUAUUUAUAGAGCUAUUGGAAAUGCUUUCAAUGAUGAGAAUGAUGCUUUCUAUGGCACUGGCACUAUUGCUUUAAAUGAUAAGUUAUCUCUUCCUAUUCAAGAUAUAAGCAAUGAUUACGAAAUGAGCCAAUUAAAAAAUGAUAUGGAAUUCAAGAAACUUGAGAAUUUUGCUCUGAAUAUGGAACAAAUGAACAACCAGAUGAUGAACCCAGAAGAUGUUAUAUCUGAAUUUAAAGAAGAUUUUGAACUUGAUCUCAAGGAAGAUAGUUAUGAAAAAAUUAUUCCCAUUCUACCACUUGCUAAUUCUGCUCGUUUCAUUCAUGAUUUCAGCUCGAAUGUCACUGGUAUUGUCGAUAUUGACGGAAAGCGUUGUUUCAUUAUGCCAUUGAACCGCAGUGCAGUAUUGCCACCAAAAUCCUUGUACGAUUUAUUGUUUAAAAUGUCAAGUGGUUAUUACGCUGUUGACACCAGUAACGUGAUGCACAAUAUGCGUGUGGUCAAACCAGCUAUUCAGGAUCUCACAGAAUAUGGCAUUUAUAUUGCUAAGGAUUGUGCAGGUUUUCCAACUUAUAAACUAGAAAAAAUUGUUUCUGGAGUAUUCAAACGGAGUGUUUCGAGCCACACGAAAACUUUCUCGGCGUUUUCUGGACGGAUGGACUCUUUCCACGUAGUCAACUAUCAAGACAUCGAUUCGCAGUAAAAUAAUAAUAUUAUGAUCUCCCAUCUUUAUAUUUGAUAUAUUAAUAUAGGUUACACAUUACCUACCCACACACAUAUAUUUAUAAAUAUUAUACCUAUAUUAUCUAUUUACGAUUUUGUUUAAGAUUUUACUUUCAAAUUUCAUAAUAUUAUAUUCACUCAUUACACUUUUCUAGUAGGCACAUAGUGCAUUAAAUAUAGAAUAUAAUAGGUACCUACCUACCUAAUCUUACCCAAUAAAUCAGUAUAGUCUAUAUAUAUAUAUAUAUAUAUAUAUAUAUAUAUAUAAUAUAGGUGGUAUACCAUAUUGUGAUAUGCUAUAAUAAUAUAAUAUUGUAGAUUGCAAUUGAUCAUAUAUUAUUAUAAGCUGUUAAAUGGUUCUAAAAUUUCCAUUAAGUUGUUCUCGCGUUUAUAGAGAUCAAACGUCAUUUUAUUUUGUGGGUUUUUUUUUAAUUUUCGAAAGUUUUAUGCGAGUAUCUAUGUGUUGCCAAAAGUCCAUUAAUUGUAUUGAAGCUCGAAUUAUAUACAUGAAUGAUCAAAUUAUUAAACGGCAAUUUUUUAAUAA
Molecule: messenger RNA, 1579 nt
Organism: Myzus persicae (green peach aphid)
Lineage: Eukaryota; Metazoa; Arthropoda; Insecta; Hemiptera; Aphididae
Exons: 7
Coding region: 68-1015 (315 amino acids)
Biological process (GO): negative regulation of amyloid precursor protein biosynthetic process
Cellular component (GO): extracellular exosome; plasma membrane; Golgi apparatus
Molecular function (GO): amyloid-beta binding
Source: RefSeq, a predicted model, not a curated record